This is a messenger RNA of Cucumis melo (muskmelon), 1421 nucleotides long. RefSeq lists its product as uncharacterized. Gene Ontology annotation, biological process: U5 snRNA 3'-end processing; nuclear polyadenylation-dependent mRNA catabolic process; exonucleolytic trimming to generate mature 3'-end of 5.8S rRNA from tricistronic rRNA transcript (SSU-rRNA, 5.8S rRNA, LSU-rRNA). Bases 241 to 1191 code for a protein of 316 amino acids. NCBI's taxonomy places the organism in Eukaryota, Viridiplantae, Streptophyta, Magnoliopsida, Cucurbitales, Cucurbitaceae. The transcript is spliced from 9 exons. Gene Ontology annotation, cellular component: cytoplasmic exosome (RNase complex); nuclear exosome (RNase complex). The record is from RefSeq and is a predicted model, not a curated record.
GAACCGUAAAGAAGAAGGAGAGUAAAAGAAGGAAAAGAAGAAGAGAAUGCAUGAUCACCGAUGAUGAAGAACAAAUUAUUGCCGGUGAUGAAAACGCCGGUGAUUUACAAAGUAGUUGUCUAGGAACACCUGAUUGCCGAUGAUGAAGAAGAAGUUGUUGCGGGUGAUGAAAAUGCGGAUGAUCUAGAAGUAUUAAAAACAUCAAUGGUUAUUGAUGAAGAAGACGCUCGGGGAUGAAGUAUGAAGAAAGAGGCGAAGAAGAUUAUAGUACAAACAAUGGGACUGCCAAAUGCUGCUUCUGGGGACUUGUCGUCGCAAAUGGAAGUCGAUGCUUUUAGACGACUCUUUCCUAUUCAGUUUUAUGAGCGCCAUCUUGCUGAAUCAAUACGUCCUGAUGGAAGAGCACUGGGAAAAGCUAGAGACACAACCAUUGCUCUUGGACCAGUAUCUUCUGCAAACGGGUCAGCCCUUGCUAAGAUUGGUUCGACGACAAUGUUGGCUGCUAUUAAAAUGGAAGUAAUGACACCUUCUGUAGAGUCACCGGAUGAGGGUUGCAUAGCUCUUGAUUUCCACAUGCCUCCAGUAUGCUCUCCAAUCGUUAGGCCUGGGAGACCAGCGGAAGCAGCACCUGUGAUUUCAAAGCAGUUAUCUGACACUAUUUCGAGUUCUGGGAUGAUUGAUCUGAGAGAACUAUCUCUUGUUAAAGGAAAAGCUGCUUGGAUGGCUUACUUGGAUAUUUACUGUUUGGACGCUGAUGGUUCUCUUUUUGAUGCUGCACUUCUUUCUGCAGCAGCUGCAUUUUCUCAUUUGCAAAUCCCUGUUGUUGCUCUAAAUGAUGAUGGAAGAGUAGUAUUUGUCUCUGAGGAAGAAGGGGGAGAAAACUUUGAGAAGGAACCUGUCAAUAAAGAGAAAAGGAAACUGAAAUUGAACUCCGUUCCUUUCUCAUUAACAUGCCUACUCCACAAGAAGUACAUCUUGGCCGAUCCUACUGCAGAGGAGGAGUCCGUCAUGGAAACUAUUGUAACUGUGGUUUUGGAUUCAUCUGGUCAACUGGUUUCCUUCUACAAGCCGGGUGGUUCCGUUCUUGCUUAUACAUCAGCUGUUCAGGAUUGCAUUGCCUUGACAAGACAAAGAUCGAAAGAACUACAGAUAAUUUUAGAUGAAGCAAUUUCUGGUAUGGAAAUCGACUAAGCUUGCAGUAUCUUCUACCGGUUUUAAUGAAUUGAAUGGUGGAUGGUUUGUAGGCUUCCAAUUAAUACUUGUUUGGUUGCCUCCAGAAUUUUGGUGGUGAUAUUUGCUUACCCUAGAGAUUGUUUUGUUAAAAUUUGAUCUCAAGGAAUCAAUUUUCGUGCAGGCGUCUAAUUUCUAUUGCCAAAAUAUCUCUUUAUUAUUAUUAAUUCAAGUUAAUUUCCUACUUUUUA